Messenger RNA from Aspergillus chevalieri, 1332 nucleotides. Its product is annotated as Zn(II)2Cys6 transcription factor domain-containing protein. Bases 1 to 1332 code for a protein of 443 amino acids. The transcript has 3 exons. Gene Ontology annotation, biological process: regulation of transcription by RNA polymerase II. Gene Ontology annotation, molecular function: zinc ion binding; DNA-binding transcription factor activity, RNA polymerase II-specific. The record is from RefSeq and is a predicted model, not a curated record. NCBI's taxonomy places the organism in Eukaryota, Fungi, Ascomycota, Eurotiomycetes, Eurotiales, Aspergillaceae.
AUGCCUAUGUCUUCCGAGGAUAGUCCAUCCGAAAGGAUGCUCACCAACGUACGAUGUCUGCAGACCAUGUUCCAGAUAUCGAUGCCGCAGCAGAAGCAGUCGUCCCCGGUAUACCAUGCGCGGCGAUCUCACAAGAAAUCUCGAAAAGGCUGCUUGACCUGCAAGGAGAGAAGAGUUAAGUGCGACGAACAGAAGCCAUACUGCCAACAAUGUCAGCGUCGGAGUAUUUCAUGUCGCUUUCUCUCAAAAACAAGUCCCUCUCGUGAGAUCUGUGUAGACAAAAAGCCGGGCUCCAGUGAUAUGAAUAUUACAUUAUUCCCUCCCCCAUCUGAGAGUGUCACGAAAAGGAUUGAAGAGACGUUGAUCCUUGACCCCAAAUGGAAUCAUUUUGUUUUAAGAAACCAAGACUACGCACGUUCUAUCAGUACAGUGGCAUUCCAGCAUUUCAUUAACUGUUCAACUGAGACGGUCGCUCAUCCCGCCAUCCGGGAUGUCAUGAAGACAGAUAUGAUACGCGUGUCGUUUUCUAAUAGCCACUUGAUGUACACUGUUCUUGGAGUUGGCAUGAUGCAUCUUAAUCGUAUGUCUCCUUUAAAAGAACGAACCUUUGCCGAGUCGCUUUUCUGGCAGCACGCUAUCCAAAAAUACCAAGAAGCACUAUUCAUGCCGGUCCGCAAGGAUAGUGUCGAUGGCCUACUAUCUACUUGCAUGUUGAUGGGCUCCAUGACAGUCUGCCCAGAGCGUUUCGUACCUACGGAUUCUUGGGUUCUCACAAAGAGGCCAAAAGACCUUAACUGGCUUUGUCUACAGAGCGGGCUUCGGCUCAUCUUAUCUCUUACCGCUCCAUAUUUACCUGGCAGCAUCUGGGCUGCCGCAUUCAAUGAAGUCAGCAAGGAAGAAUGCCAGCUCCACGACCAGAGAACUCAACAGGGACGCGUUGGUCUUGAUCCGGAUUUGGCGGAUGUCUGCGAGAUUGAUAAUUCCACGACGGAAAGGAACAGUCUUUAUUAUGCCCCUCUUCGUACUCUAACGACGCUUAUGGGACUGGAGAAGAACAGCCGUAACUCGGCUCUGUGUGCUUCAUUCAUGGGCCGAUUGGAGUGUAGCUUUCUGACUCUUCUGAAAGCCAGGGAUCCACCUGCUCUCAUCAUCCUGGCGCAUUGGAUGGGACUUAUGUGUCUUUUAUCGCAAUGGCAGCCGUGGGUGGAGGGGAGGAUCAGGGCGGAAUGUGUUGCGAUUUGCAUGUUCCUUGAGCAAAGUGCCGAUUCCAGGAUGCGACGCCUACUUCGCUUUCCAGCAGGUUCAUGUGGGUAUGGACUUGAUAAGAUCUAA